Molecule: messenger RNA, 1977 nt
Organism: Danaus plexippus (monarch butterfly)
Lineage: Eukaryota; Metazoa; Arthropoda; Insecta; Lepidoptera; Nymphalidae
Product: 4-hydroxybutyrate coenzyme A transferase
Exons: 10
Coding region: 216-1655 (479 amino acids)
Biological process (GO): acetate metabolic process
Cellular component (GO): mitochondrion
Molecular function (GO): acetate CoA-transferase activity
Source: RefSeq, a predicted model, not a curated record
GACGUUGCUUUGCGACUCGAACUGUAUUCGUUCGCCGGUCCAUCUCGAAGUUCGAACUUCGUAGUGGAUUGUUGUGUUCAGUGUGGUGCCGCGUCGAUUAUAUUACAGAUCUGUUAUUUUGAAUAAUUUAAUAAAAAUAGUUCUUAAAAUAACUAGCUAUUAGCUUCUAUCUUCUUGUUGUUUGUGAAUAACAAGUACUUUUAAUAAGCUUUAAAAUGUCUGUUAUGGGCAAAAUUAUCGUGCCUAAUGUAUGCCGUCGUAAUUUUAUUAAUAUAAGCGCCUCAUUGCAAUCUGUGAGAUCAAAUCGAAGUUACUUUACAUACACUCAAGAAUUGUCUCAGCCCUUAGACCGAAAACCCGAAUUUGUUAGUGCCAAGGAAGCUUUUGAAAAAUGUUUGAAGUCUGGUCACACUGUUUUCGCUCAGGGCGCCGCUGCGACCCCUGUCCCUCUUCUGAACGCCAUGACCGAUGUUGGCAAGGCCGGUUCACUGCGGGACAUAAAGGUUGUGCAUAUGCAUACUGAGAGGGAUGCACCAUAUGUUGCUCCGGAAUGCAAGGAUAUUUUCAGGUCCGUUUCCCUGUUCAUGGCGGCAAAUGUUCGCCAAUCAGUCGCCGAGGGUCGUUCAGACGCCAUUCCCAUCUUCCUGCAAGACAUACCGAAGCUGUUCCACAGGAAGAUCAUAAGGCCAGACAUCGCUGUCAUACAGGUUUCCCCCCCAGACCAGCACGGAUACUGUAGCCUUGGUACAUCCGUGGAUUGUGUGAGAUCUGCUCUCGUUAACUCAAAGAUUAUUAUAGCUCAAAUUAACGUGAACAUGCCGCGUACGUUCGGCGACGCGAUCAUCCACGUGUCGCACGUGGACUACGCCGUAGAGGACAACACGCCGCUGCCGGAACACGGAGGGAAGGCCGCCACGCCCGAGGAGACGAAGAUAGGCCAGCUGAUAGGGGAUAACCUGGUCGAGGACGGAGCUACACUACAGAUGGGUAUCGGUAACAUACCUGAUGCUGUGCUCUCCGCUCUCAAGAAUCACAAAGAUCUCGGAAUACAUUCGGAGAUGUUCAGUGUGGGUGUCAUUGACCUCGUGAGGAGGGGAUGUGUCACCAAUAACAAGAAGAAAAAUCACAAAGGUCGGAUCGUUGGCAGUUUCCUUGUUGGUAACAAGGAGCUUUACGACUUUGUGGAUAACAAUCCGUUCAUAGAGAUGUUGGAGAUUGAUUACGUGAACAACACACACAUAGUGUCUCUGCAGCCCACUAUGACGGCGAUCAACUCCUGCAUCGAAGUCGAUCUAACCGGACAGAUAUGUGCCGAUUCCAUAGGUACCCGUAUGUUUUCCGGCUUCGGUGGUCAGGUGGACUUCAUCCGAGGCGCGGCGGAGUCUGUCGAUGGGAAAGGAAAACCCAUCAUAGCGCUUGUCUCAAACACCAAGAGGGGGGAGUCCAAGAUUGUACCCACGCUUAAGAUUGGUGCUGGAGUAGUGACUACUAGGGCGCACGUCCAUUACGUCGUAACUGAACAGGGCAUAGCUUACUUGUUCGGUAAGACAUUAAGGCAACGCGCAUACGAGCUCAUUAAAAUAGCUCACCCGGAUCAUCGCGAAGCGCUCGAGAAGGCAGCCUUCGAGCGACUGAAAUGCAUGCCUGCGCCUUAAGCCAUAGACAAUAAAUAUUGCCAGUAGAAAAAAAAAUAUAGCAUAUUAUGCACUCUUGUACACAUUUGUUUUCAACGAAUUUAAUAUGCAUUUUAUUUUAUAUACAUUAUAUGUUUAUUAAGUAUUGCCGUGCUAAAGUGUUAUUCUAUUGAUAGAAUUGUAAUUAUUAUUAUUAUUAUUUUUUAUAUUUAAUACAUAGAGAUGUAAGCGUAAUCAUGGAAGAUAUUCCGUCAUUUACAUGCGCCGUUUGUUAUUUAUGUUCUGUUUAUAUACAGCUAUUUUUAUUCAUACCACAUAAUAAAUGUAUCUACAACAACAUAAA